Molecule: messenger RNA, 1575 nt
Organism: Lepus europaeus (European hare)
Lineage: Eukaryota; Metazoa; Chordata; Mammalia; Lagomorpha; Leporidae
Product: transmembrane protease serine 11B-like
Exons: 11
Coding region: 1-1575 (524 amino acids)
Biological process (GO): proteolysis
Cellular component (GO): plasma membrane
Molecular function (GO): serine-type endopeptidase activity
Source: RefSeq, a predicted model, not a curated record
AUGGCAGACCUACGAGGAGGGUGUAGGCAUGACAAAUCAGGACUCCAGCAACUGAGAGCCUCCAUAUCAGCUUUGGAAAGAGAUGAGAGCAGACUACAGCUGCCCAAGCCACUGUCAGACAAGUUUCUUCUCAUUUGUUCUUUAAAUCUCACCCAACCCUUAAAAACCAACCAACCAACCUUGGAUUUAAUACACAAAUCAUCAACUACACCAGGACAUUUUGAUUUCUAUCACCAUUAUCAUCACCAGCAUCAUCACCACCACCAUCACCAUUACCACCACCACCACUAUUAUCCUUGUUACUGCCACAGCAAACUGUACAUCAUGUACAGGCCCAGAAUAGUACCACAGAGAUCAUGGCCAGUAUGGAUGGUAAUCCUCAUUUUUCUUGGAGUGGUUGCAAGCUUGGGAAUCACUAUUGGUCUCCUCGUUCAUUUCCUGGCAGUUGGAAAGCUACACUAUUAUGAAGGUGAUUUUCAUAUUUCUGGAGCCACAUACAAUGAUACCUGUGAAAAUGUAGCUUCACAAGCCAGUACAAAUCUGAGCAAAGAUAUUGAGACUAAGAUGUCAGAUGCAUUUCAAAAUUCUAGUAUAUAUAAAGAAUAUGUCGACUCUCAGGUCAUCAAACUUCUGCCUAACACCAAUGGCUCCAAUGUACAGUUACGUCUGACCUUCAAGUUUCCUCCAGCAAAGAGGGGUAGCAUGAGAACUGAAAUUCGGGCCAUCUUACAUCAGAUGUUGAGAGACAACGUGGCAUCCUGGAAUGCAGUUCCUGCUUCCAUUAAACUUACGGAAAUCAGCAAGGCUAAUUCUGAAAUGCUUGUCAACAACUGUUGUGGGAGACGACUGAGCAGCAGUAUCACAGCUGGCAACCGAAUUGUGAAUGGGAAGAAUGCCCUGGCAGGGGCAUGGCCAUGGCAGGCCAGCAUGCAAUGGAAAGGCCACCACAACUGUGGAGCCUCUCUGAUCAGCAGCAGGUGGCUCUUAUCAGCAGCUCACUGCUUUGCUAAGAAAAAUAACACACAAGAUUGGACUGUCAACUUUGGAAAUAUUGUAAAUAAACCAUAUAUGACACGGAAAGUCCAAAACAUUAUUUUGCAUGAAAAUUAUAGCAGUCCCGGGGUCCAUGACGAUAUUGCCCUUGUGCAGCUUGCUGAAGGAGUCUCUUUUACAAAGUACGUUCGCAGGAUUUGCCUUCCCGAAGCCAAAAUGAAGCUCUCAGACAAUGACAGUGUCGUAGUUACAGGAUGGGGAUCACUUCAUAUGUUUGGUGCUUUCCCAGAGACACUUCAACAAGCAUUUGUGAAAAUUAUUGACAACAAAAUUUGCAAUGCCCCAUAUGCACUAUCUGGCUUUGUGACUGAAACAAUGCUGUGUGCUGGUUACAUGUCUGGAGAAGCUGACGCCUGUCAGAAUGAUUCUGGUGGACCGCUAGCUUACCCUGACUCCAGAAAUAUUUGGCAUCUUGUUGGAAUAGUUAGUUGGGGUGAUGGUUGUGGGAAAAAGAAUAAGCCAGGUGUCUACACACGAGUGACCUCUUAUCGUGACUGGAUUACCUCCAAGACUGGACUCUAA